Ascochyta rabiei is the source of this 1155-nucleotide messenger RNA. RefSeq lists its product as uncharacterized. The coding region runs from base 1 to 1155 and encodes 384 amino acids. The record is from RefSeq and is a predicted model, not a curated record. Gene Ontology annotation, molecular function: NADPH dehydrogenase activity; FMN binding. Lineage: Eukaryota; Fungi; Ascomycota; Dothideomycetes; Pleosporales; Didymellaceae. The transcript has a single exon.
AUGCCGGAAUCCAAGCUUUUCACACAAAUCCGUGUAGGGACCAUGAACCUCCAGCACCGCAUCGCCAUGGCACCUCUUACCCGACUGCGUGCAGAUGAGAACCACAUACAACUUCCCUUGGCUGUAGAAUACUACACGCAGCGCGCUUCUGUUCCAGGCACACUCUUGAUCGCUGAAGCAACUCUCAUCUCGCCAGCACACGGAGGCAUGUCACACGGUCCAGGGCUAUGGAAUGAGACACAAAUAGCAGGCUGGAAGGCAAUCACUGAUGCCGUCCAUACCAGGGAUUGCAGCAUGAUAUGCCAGCUCGUCGCACCCGGCCGUGCCGCAGACGCCGGAGAACUUGAGAAAGAUGGGUUCGAACUGCUCAGCAGCAGCGCGGUACCCAUGCCCGGGUCUGGCUUCACAGAAAAAGAAGGACAAACACCCACUCCGCGUGCUAUGACCGAGUCAGAGAUUCAGAUUUGUGUUCAGGACUUCGCACAAGCCGCGGCAAAUGCAAUGAAAGCUGGAUUCGAUGGGGUGGAGAUCCACGGCGCCAAUGGAUACCUCGUCGAUCAAUUCCUGCAGGAUAACUGUAACAAGCGCACCGACUCCUGGGGCGGGUCUAUCGAGAACAGAGCGCGAUUCGGCAUCGAGGUCGCAAAAGCUUGCGCGGAUAAAAUUGGCGGUGAGAAAGUUGGCUUCAGGGUCAGCCCUUGGAGUCCGUUCCAGGGCAUGUUGAUGGGCAAUCCGGUUCCUACCUUUUCCUACCUAGUUGAAGAGCUGAAGAAGUUGAAGCUGGGGUAUCUUCACAUCAUUGAGAGCAGAGUGAACAACAACAUCGACUGCGAAAGUUCAGAGUCGAUUGACUUCCUCCUCGACAUCUGGGGCAAGGACAUGCCGGUAUUGCUGGCAGGAGGAUACACGCCGGAGAACGUCUGGGGUGCUGCGGAUAGAAAGUAUGGAAAGUACGAAGCAGUGUUCAUUUUCGGAAGGCACUUUCUUGCGAAUCCAGAUCUGGUGUGGAGGAUCAAAGAAGGGAAGGCAUUGAACGGGUACGAUAGGCGUACUUUUUACGCUCAAGGAAAGACAGAAGAGGAAGGUUAUACGGACUAUCCUUUUGCAGAGAUGUUUAAAAAAGACACUCGAAAUUUCAAGGUCGGUAUAAAUUAG